AUGAAAUCUGUUCGGAAAUGUAUAAAAAAGGUGGUGAUCAACUUUUUGCAGCAAUCCAUAAACUAAUAGUACUUAUAUGGCAGAAUGAAUGGGUACCAGAAGAGUGGCUGAACGGAAUAAUAUGUGCGUUGCAUAAAAAGGGUGAUCAACUGGAGAGUAAGACGUAUAGAGGCAUUACUCUGUUUGCAUCUGCGUAUAAAAUCUUCGGCAAUGUAUUAUUUGAAAGACUUAAACAUUUUAAAAAGGAUAUUGUUGGUCAAUAUCAAUGCGGAUUUACUGUUGGAAAGUCAACUACACAUCAAAUUUAAGCACUUAGACAGAUUCUAAAAAAGUCACUAAAACAUAACAUAUAUACACAUCAUCUCUUCAUUGACUUUAAAGCAGCCUAUGACAGUGUGAAAGAACUGCAUUAUCUAA
Diabrotica balteata is the source of this 417-nucleotide messenger RNA. The record is from the annotation of a GenBank genome assembly. Lineage: Eukaryota; Metazoa; Arthropoda; Insecta; Coleoptera; Chrysomelidae.